This is a messenger RNA of Diorhabda sublineata, 666 nucleotides long. Its product is annotated as jerky protein homolog-like. Gene Ontology annotation, molecular function: DNA binding. The transcript has a single exon. The record is from RefSeq and is a predicted model, not a curated record. Gene Ontology annotation, cellular component: nucleus. NCBI's taxonomy places the organism in Eukaryota, Metazoa, Arthropoda, Insecta, Coleoptera, Chrysomelidae. Bases 1 to 666 code for a protein of 221 amino acids.
AUGGAAUCAGCUUUGUUUGAAUGGUUUAAACAAAAACGUGCUGAAGGGAUUCCUAUCUCUGGACCGAUGGUUUGUGAAAAAGCUAAGUGGUUUCACGAAAGGUUGAAUAUUGAUGAACCAUUUGGAGCCUCACAGGGUUGGUUAUUUAGAUUUAAAAACCGGCAUGGUAUUAGACAAUUAGACAUUCAAGGCGAAAGUCUAAGUGGCGAUUUAACAGCUGCUACAGUUUUCAAUGAGGAAUUUGGUUCAUUGAUCUCAAAAUUAAACUUGUCCCCCGAUCAAAUAUACAACGCAGAUGAAUCAGGGCUCUUUUGGAAAAUGUUACCGUCGAAAACAUUAGCUGCGCAGUGUGAAAAGUCAGCUCCUGGACAUAAAUCUAGUAAGGAAAGGCUCACUGUCAUGACAUGUUCAAAUCCAUCGGGUACACACAAGCUAAAACUAACAGUGAUCGGGAAAGCUAAAAAACCACGAUCGUUCAAAGGAACAGACGUGAAAAGACUUCCGUGUAACUAUUACAGCCAUCCAAAAGCUUGGAUGAAUCAGGCUAUUUUCAAAGAAUGGUUUUUUCAAGAUUUCGUGCCAUCUGUGAAGAAAUUUCAGGAAGAAAAUGUUCUCCUGUUCUCCUACUUGACAACGCUCCUAGUCACCCAUCAGAAUCUACCCUGA